AAACGAGCCGCCUGCGCCGCGCCGGGAAGACCUGGGGAGCGUCCGACCGCACGCGCGGGACACGAGCGCCCCACGCUCCCCGGAGCGCACGGCCCGCGACCUCUCGGCCUCCUGCGUCUUGCUGUCCCAGGGCCCCAGACGACCUGGGACGCAUACCCUGGGGAACCGCUCAGCGGCGCAGUACCAGAGGCUCCCUUGGGGCACGACCGUUUCCCACCAAUCCCUGUUCCUCUGCCCGCAUCUUCCGGCGGGGAGCCGGGCCUCAGAGGAAUUGGCGAGCGAGUGAAUGCGGGCGCGAUGGACAACGGCGCGCUGCCCCGGCCCGCGCCCCCUGCGCCUGGCGUCUCGGGCGGCUGCGCUGCUCGGCGGCGGUCCGCGUCCCCAGAGCUGCUGCGCUGUAGCCGGCGGCGGCGGCCGGGCGCGGCGGAGACCGGCGGUGGCGCUGCGGCCGUGGCACGGCGCAACGAGCGCGAGCGCAACCGCGUGAAGCUGGUGAACUUGGGGUUCCAGGCUCUGCGGCAGCACGUGCCGCACGGCGGCGCCAGCAAGAAGCUGAGCAAGGUGGAGACGCUGCGCUCGGCCGUGGAAUACAUCCGCGCGCUGCAGCGCCUGCUGGCCGAGCACGAUGCGGUGCGAGCCGCGCUGGCUGGGGGGCUGCUCGCGCCAGCCGCGCGGCCCCCCGCACCCCGAGGGCCGCGCGGGACCCCAGCCGCCGCCGCCUCGCCCUCCUGCGCCUCGUCGUCCCCGGGCCGCGGGGGCAGCUCGGAGCCCGGCUCCCCGCGCUCUGCCUACUCGUCGGACGACAGCGGCUGUGAGGGUGCGCUGAGCCCGGAGGAGCGCGAGCUGCUCGACUUCUCCAGCUGGUUGGGGGGCUACUGAGCGCCCGCCUCACGAGCCGCGCCCACCACCUGGGAGCCAGCACGGUGGACCCGCCCGUGCCUUCGUCCCCGGUGUCCCGGCGGGCCAAGCCACCGCCGAGCCAGGGACCCCGCCGACGCCCCCCCGCCGUCCAGGCUGACCAAGCGCCAGUGUGGAAACGGGUCCCGGCCUGACCUCACCGGGUUCUGACCACCCCGCCCCCAGGGGCUUUCCACGUGCAAGGGGGCUGGGCACCAACACUUGGAGGAUUUUCUGACAGGGAGAGGAUUUUGUGAGGACAUGGAGAAUCUGUUUUUUACACAUUAACUUGAACUGCCCAGGAACACUGGCAAUAUGAAGACUUAUUUUUGUACAAAGAAUCUUUAGACUUGGAACACAAUAAAGAUUAUCUACCCCCGCCCCACCCCCACUACCUGGAAUUGUCUAACCUGGCCAAGAUCUGGACCCCACAGCCCUAGAGGAGCAGGAUCCCUGGUGGGCGUCCCCUCGGGGUGCUGGGUUGAUGCAGGGCAGUGCUCCGCUGGGGAGAAACAAUGUCUGGAAACCUGUUUUGGGAAGGUGGACUUUAUAAGUAAAUCGGUACUGUGUAU
Molecule: messenger RNA, 1469 nt
Organism: Diceros bicornis minor
Lineage: Eukaryota; Metazoa; Chordata; Mammalia; Perissodactyla; Rhinocerotidae
Gene: ASCL2
Product: achaete-scute family bHLH transcription factor 2
Exons: 2
Coding region: 298-879 (193 amino acids)
Biological process (GO): positive regulation of transcription by RNA polymerase II; neuron differentiation; sensory organ development
Cellular component (GO): RNA polymerase II transcription regulator complex
Molecular function (GO): DNA-binding transcription factor activity, RNA polymerase II-specific; RNA polymerase II transcription regulatory region sequence-specific DNA binding; protein dimerization activity
Source: RefSeq, a predicted model, not a curated record